This is a messenger RNA of Suillus fuscotomentosus, 1494 nucleotides long. RefSeq lists its product as uncharacterized. The transcript has 3 exons. NCBI's taxonomy places the organism in Eukaryota, Fungi, Basidiomycota, Agaricomycetes, Boletales, Suillaceae. The record is from RefSeq and is a predicted model, not a curated record. Bases 279 to 1394 code for a protein of 371 amino acids.
CUUAGUUCUGCUGAUUAGCAUCACACCACCGGCCACCAAGAGUUCUCUGGUCAGACCUAAAAAAUUAAAGCUUUAGGGCCCACAGGCUGCGGCGUGUAUGUGCCAUCGAGUCUGGUCAAGACAAUCAUUGUAUGAGCACAACGGACCAGGCUUCACCCUGCGACCUAGAAGGAACAAUAAACGCUGCCAUGGACAGGUCAGACCAUCUGGUCCCAGCGCGCGGUUCCACAUACGAUGCGUCUACCGUACACUGCUGCCGGUGAGGCUGUACAUAAUUUAUGAUACAAGCAUUAAAAGCAGGGCUCCUUCAAACCAGCUUCGCAUCCUACUUGCCUGUCAUGGAACCUAUUAUCCUUUUUCCGUUUACCGACCUUCCAGUUGAGCUGGCCUUCAUGAUCCUCGAAUAUGCCGCACGACCGACUUUUGACCAGGCUGACCUAUAUGACGCUAGAAGUCCAUAUUCAUCUGCGCUUGCACUCUGUCGUGUCUCCAAAAUUGUCAGGCGCAUCGUGCUUCCCGAACUCCUGCACACCAUAUUACUGCCGGACUUUCGGCAUGUGGAAAAGUUUGUGCAUGCUCUACGUAUGCAGAAAGUGUACAAGGAGAAAGGAAGCGACCUUCAUUUUGAGUACGCACCUCGUGUACACAAAAUGUGGAUUGUAUCUCAUGGUGGGAAUCCCGCAUCAGCUCACCUGCCCCAUGCACCCCGGGCCCAUGCACUAAAACCGUCUAGAUCGCCGCUUGACAUCAGCCUCCUAGCUCCGAUACUACUCGCUGCACCGUCCCUUGCCCUUGGCUGGACAAGUCUGGACAUUCUCGUAGAAUGUCUGGAACAUGUAUGGAAGUCCCAUGCAGCCACACAUGUCGACAACGAGCAUCCCCCGCUUCCCUGGAAAACACAAACCUUAACGUUAUCGUGUACGCCCCCCACCACUGGCCCACAGUGGGAGCGUCUCACAGACACUCCCCAGGGAUCUACUUUCCUUGGUUCAAUUUCUCAUCUCUCAGCCAACCCAUACGUAUGCGACUACAAGUCUCACACAGCAGACUUAGAUCGGGACUACCGCCUGCCCCUAUGGAUGGGAAUCACUCCAUGGGCUAUUUUCAAGAGCCUUCAAACCGUCUUCCUGUCGUAUCCGCGUAUCGCAUCCUCCGUCGAUCCAUUUGCGUUGAUCUUCACGGGAAUCGACUCAUACGUGGAACUGCUGACGUUGUCUGCAUCCCUGCUGAGGGACCACUGCGACUGCAUUCCAAAGGAAAUCAAGGGGUUUGCAAAGAUUGGUCCUGGGGAGGAGUGCAUUCAAUCAGAUGAUGUUCGUUUAAAAGUGUCUGAUUCUCGGAUAUGCUGGUAUACUCGUGAUGGGUGGGAAAAAGUUUGGGCGUGCAUGUUGUGAAGCUGGCUAGGAGUGUUAUGAUAUGGCUGAUAUUCACAUAGAAUAAUUAUAUAGUAUAAUAGUAUAUUACUGUACAUGCUGGCAUGUACACUUUCGAGUU